Messenger RNA from Verticillium alfalfae VaMs.102, 405 nucleotides. RefSeq lists its product as hypothetical. NCBI's taxonomy places the organism in Eukaryota, Fungi, Ascomycota, Sordariomycetes, Glomerellales, Plectosphaerellaceae. Gene Ontology annotation, molecular function: oxidoreductase activity. The transcript is spliced from 3 exons. The record is from RefSeq and is a predicted model, not a curated record. The coding region runs from base 1 to 405 and encodes 134 amino acids.
AUGACCAACUUCAACAUCAAGAUCAUCUCGGACAACGUCUGCCCCUGGGCCCCUCAGUGCUACGUCCGCAAGCGCCGCCUCGACAAGGCCAUCGCCCUCUACCAGAAGACGGUCCCCGCCGGCAAGGACGACACCUUCACCCUCUUCGAGGAAGACCGCGACAUUUCGAGCAAGGACAUGCUCGUGCAGGCCGCCGUCAAGGGCGGGCUCGAGGCCGGCGAGGUCAGGGCCUGGCUCGAGAGCGACCAGGGCGGCGCCCAGGUCGACCGCGAGGUCCAGGAGGCGUAUGCCCUCGGCGUCAGCGGCGUGCCGCACUUUGUCGUCGACGGGCAGCAGCUCGGCGGCGCGCAGGAUGUCGAGGCGUUCGUCGAGGCGUUUGCCAACAUUAAGGAGAAGAGGGCGUAG